Phoenix dactylifera (date palm) is the source of this 5181-nucleotide messenger RNA. RefSeq names its product DNA-directed DNA polymerase (gene ICU2). NCBI's taxonomy places the organism in Eukaryota, Viridiplantae, Streptophyta, Magnoliopsida, Arecales, Arecaceae. The record is from RefSeq and is a predicted model, not a curated record. Gene Ontology annotation, biological process: mitotic DNA replication initiation; lagging strand elongation; DNA replication. Gene Ontology annotation, molecular function: nucleotide binding; DNA-directed DNA polymerase activity; single-stranded DNA binding. Gene Ontology annotation, cellular component: alpha DNA polymerase:primase complex.
CGGGCUUUUCUGUGCGCGAGGGAGCCGACGAUCAGGCCAGAGAGCGAGAGCGAAGGAGAGAGAAUGGCGGAGCCCAACGUCUCCGGCCGCCGGACUCGAGCCAAGGGGGGGGACGCCGUCGCCCGAUCCGCCGCCCUGGAGCGCCUCAAGGCCCUCCGCAGCUCCGGCGGCCGCCGCUCCGAGGCUGGCGGCGGGCUCCAGAUCAAGAUGGAGGCCCCCAUCUACGACACCGUCGCUGAGGAGGACUACGCCGCCCUCGUCGCCCGCCGCAGGGAGGCCUCCCGUGGCUUCAUCGUCGACGAUGAUGGCCUCGGCUACACCGACGAAGGCCAGGAGGAGGACUGGUCCCUCCCCAGCUUCCCCGAGUCCUCCGACGAGGACCUAACCGACGGCGACGAGGAGCGGCCCAAGAAGAGGAAGGCGGCGGCCAAGAAGGACCCCGCCCCCAAAAAGCCCCCGCCUUCCUCUCUCUCGGCCGCCGCCGCGCUGAUGGGCAAGCAGAGGCUCUCCUCGAUGUUCACGUCCUCGGUUUUCAAAAAGAUUGAUAGGGGAAAGGGGUCAUCUUUGUCUUCUGAUAGCAUUGUCGAUGACGUGAUCGCCGAAUUCGCGCCCGAUGAGACCGAUCGGGAGGCGAGAAGACGGCGAGCAUCGGUAACAGGAAGCAUUCAUGGAUCUCGGGGUUCUGCCACCCCGCUGCCGGUGAUUCAGAUCAAGAACGAGACACAAUCUACCCUGGAUGAUCGUGCUGUUGAAGUUGGAUUGCCUGAAUCAGCGGAUCUGGCAGUCUCUCAUCCAGAAUCAGAGAUUUGUGUUCAAGAAAAUGGUAAUUUGGGACACGAAGAGGAUGUCGCUGUGGAAGUGAAAGAGAAGGUGGUUUUAGAUUCUAGGGUUGAUUCGGUGAGUAAUGGGGGCCUAGAUGUGGUGAAAUCUGACGCAAAUAGGGAGCUGAAAACUGAGGUGAAGAACAGCGAGAAGGGGUUUGCUCUUAACGCAAAGAUUAAGGUGGAAGGGGAUAGUACUGUGACGAAUGCUACAGCUGGCUGGAAGGCGGUUUGCGGAGAAGAUGGGAAUGGUGGAAGUGAAGGAGGGGCAAUUGAAUCAAAUCGAAAUGUUGAUGAGAAAUCUGAGUUUAUGUUGGAUUCUGAUGGGUCACUCCCCUUCUAUAUAAUUGAUGCUUACGAGGAGCCAUUUGGUGCUAAUUUGGGUACGCUAUAUCUAUUUGGAAAGGUCAAAGCAGGCAAUGCAUAUCACAGCUGCUGCGUGGUUGUAAAGAAUAUGCAAAGAUGUGUUUAUGCUAUUCCGAACAGUUCUGUGUUUGAAGGCAAUGCUAUAGCGGAGAUUGAAAGAAACACCAAGGAUUCCCGAGAUUCAGCAACAGCUUUUAGAACAACUCUACAAGGAAUGGCAUCAGAUUUAAAGAGUGAAAUAGCAAAAAGAUUAUUGGAUCUCAACAUAUCAACUUUUAGCAUGACACCGGUCAAGAGAAGCUAUGCGUUUGAGCGGUCUGAUAUACCUAUUGGAGAGCAGUACGUCCUCAAGGUCAACUAUCCAUUUAAGGAUCCACCACUUCCUGCAGAUCUUAAAGGAAAACAUUUCCUUGCAUUACUGGGAACACACAGCAGUGCUUUGGAGUUGUUUCUGAUCAAAAGGAAAAUCAAGGGACCAUCUUGGUUGUCAAUUACGAAAUUUGUGAGCUGUCCAAAUACUCAGCGGGUCAGCUGGUGUAAAUUUGAGAUCACUGUGGAUUGUCCCAAGGACAUAUCUGUUUCUACUUCAAAGAUUUUGCUAGAAAUUCCUCCAGUGAUUGUUGCAGCAAUAAAUUUGAAAACAAUUAUCAAUGAAAAGCAUAACACUAAUGAGAUAGUGUCAGCCUCUGUCAUCUGCUGUCACAAGGCAAAAAUUGAUGGUCCUAUGCUGGCAUCAGAAUGGAAGAGAAGGGGUGCACUUAGCCAUUUUACUGUUGUCCGGAAACUUGAUGGAGGUAUAUUUCCAAUGGGUCUCACAAAGGAAGUUUCUGAAAGAAAUUCAAAAGCUGGUGCAACUGUUUUGGCACUGGAAAGCAGUGAAAGAGCCUUGUUAAAUCGUUUGAUGAUUGAACUGAACAAAUUGGACGGUGAUAUUCUUGUUGGGCACAAUAUUUCAGGCUUUGACCUUGAUGUGCUUCUCCACCGAGCUCAGGCUAGUAAGGUGCCAAGUAGCAUGUGGUCCAAGAUUGGUCGCCUUAAACGUUCUGUGAUGCCAAAGCUCACCAAAGGAAAUGUUCUAUAUGGAUCUGGUGCUAGUCCUGGAAUCAUGUCCUGCAUUGCAGGUCGUCUCCUAUGUGAUACCUAUCUGUGCUCACGCGAUCUUUUGAAGGAGGUAAGUUAUUCUCUGACCCAACUUGCGAAAACACAACUCAAAAAAGACAGAAAGGAGAUUUCUCCGCAUGAUAUUCCUGCCAUGUUCCAAACAUCAGGAGCGCUUCUUGAACUGGUUGAAUAUGGUGAGACUGAUGCCUGGCUAUCUCUGGAACUUAUGUUCCAUUUGAGCGUUCUUCCUCUUUCUCGGCAGUUAACUAAUAUCAGUGGCAAUCUUUGGGGCAAAACUCUUCAGGGUGCUAGAGCACAGAGGGUGGAGUACCUUCUGUUGCAUUCUUUUCAUGCAAAGAAGUACAUCGUGCCAGACAAGAUUUCUGCACGCAACAAAGAAUCAAGCACUACAAAGAGAAAACUAAAUGCUGGUAUAGAUGGUGAGGAUGCUGAUGACUUAAAUGUGAAUGAUGUUUCUCUGGACAAUGGUGCACUGCAUAUUGAUCAAGGAAAAAGCAAAAAAGGUCCUGCCUACUCUGGUGGCUUGGUUUUGGAACCUAAAAAGGGCUUAUAUGACAAGUAUAUAUUACUCCUGGACUUUAACAGUCUUUAUCCUUCAAUUAUUCAGGAAUACAACAUUUGCUUCACUACAGUUGAACGAUCUCCUGAUGGUCAAAUUCCUAGUCUACCAUCUUCAAAAACUACUGGAGUUUUACCUGAGUUAUUGAGAAAUUUGGUUGAGAGAAGAAGAAUGGUUAAGUCAUGGCUCAAGACUGCUUCUGGUCUCAAAGUUCAGCAACUUGAUAUUCAACAGCAGGCAUUGAAGCUUACUGCCAACAGCAUGUAUGGAUGCUUGGGCUUUUCAAAUUCCAGAUUCUAUGCGAAACCACUUGCUGAGCUGAUAACACUCCAAGGAAGGGAAAUCUUGCAAAGUACUGUUGAUCUAGUUCAGAACAACUUGAACUUGGAGGUAAUUUAUGGGGAUACAGAUUCUAUAAUGAUCUAUAGUGGAUUAGACGACAUUGCUAAGGCAAAAGCUAUUGCUGGGAAGGUCAUGCAAGAGGUCAACAAAAAAUAUCGCUAUCUGGAGAUUGAUCUCGAUGGUCUGUACAAGAGAAUGCUGCUUCUUAAAAAGAAAAAAUAUGCUGCUGUGAAAGUGCUGUUUAAGGAUGGGACACCAUAUGAGGUCAUUGAACGCAAGGGUCUUGACAUGGUACGGCGUGACUGGAGUUUAUUAUCAAAGGAAAUAGGGGAUUUCUGCCUCAGCCAGAUUUUAUCUGGAGGGACAUGUGAAGAUGUUGUCGAGUCGAUUCAUAGUUCUCUUAUGGAGGUGCAGGAGGAGAUGAGGAAUGGUGCAAUAGAACUAGAAAAAUAUGUUAUCACAAAGAGUUUGACAAAGCCACCAGAAGACUAUCCAGAUGCUAAAAACCAACCUCAUGUGCAGGUGGCUCUAAGGUUGAAGCAAAAUGGUUACUCAGGCUGUUCUGCUGGUGAUACAGUUCCUUAUAUAAUUUGCUGCCAGCAGGGUACCAGUUCUGGUCCAUCAUCAGGAAUAGCUCAAAGGGCUAGGCAUCCUGAGGAGCUGAAAAGGGACAGUGGCGAAUGGAUGAUAGACAUCGAUUAUUACUUGUCACAACAGAUUCAUCCUGUGGUAUCACGUCUGUGUGCUUCCAUUCAGGGCACUAGCCCAGCACGUUUAGCUGAGUGUUUAGGGCUUGAUUCAUCUAAGUUCCAAUUCAAAACUGCCGAUUCUGUUGGCCAAGAUCCUUCUACUGUGCUUUUAUCAGUAAUAGAUGAUGAUGAAAGGUAUCGUGGCUGUGAGCCCCUGCAGCUAUCAUGCCCUAGCUGCUCUAGUACUUUUGAGUGCCCCCCUGUGUCCAGCCUACUUUCUACUUCGAGCAGUGGAAACUCAUUGGAUUCACAAACAGAAAAAGAACCUGAUUGUAACUUCUGGCGCAGAAUGCACUGCCCAAGAUGCCCGGAUGAUGUUGAUGGAAGCAGAAUAUCUCCUGCCAUGUUAGCAAACCAGGUGAAAAGGCAGGCUGACAAUUUCAUCUCCUUGUACUACAAAGGCUUAAUGAUGUGUGAUGAUGAGAUGUGCAAGUAUACCACUUGCAGUCUCAAUCUUCGGGUGUUUGGUGAUUCCGAGAGAGGAACAGUCUGUCCGAACUACCCGCGCUGUAAUGGCCACCUCAUAAGACAGUACACAGAGGCAGAUCUAUACAGGCAGCUUUCAUAUUUCUGUCACAUGUUGGAUGCAACACGGUGUCUUGAGAAGUUGGACCAAAAGGCUAGAUUGCCUUUUGAGAAAGAUUUUGCAGCAAUCCAUCCAGCCAUUAGUUUGGCAACAUCUGUGAUACGGAAUAUCAGAGACCGAUGUGCCUUUGGGUGGGUGCAGCUGAAGGAUCUAACCGUCUCAGUCUGAUAGCUGGAGAAUAUCAAAUUCUAUGCUACUCUGUGGUGCUGUAAGAACUUUUAAACAUCCAUCACCUGCUAUUAAUUGGCUGCAAAAACUAUUAAAUGUCUAUCACCUGCUAUUAAUGGGCAAAUCUUGGAUGUGCAAAUCAGCAAAUGGGUGGAGGAGAAAUGUCAGCUCUCUCUAAGAAAGCUUUCACAUGCUUGAUAUGCUUGUGUUGGCCAAUAAUCAGAGAAAUAUAAAUAUAUAAUGGGCUCAGUCAGUUUCUUCACAACCUGUGUACACAAGUUGCUUCCACUAACAUGCUUGGAUCAUCAUCGACAGAACAGAGGUGUUUCCCCCUGGUAUAAUAUCAGAUGUGAUUUCUUAAACAAGUGAAAAAAAUGAAGCUAAAGAAGUCCUUUGCAGCCAUGUAUGACAUCAUUUAUAACGUUUGUAUACAUGAAUAAAUGAAAUGUUAUCUUGUUCAUCCUUCUA